AUGGCAGUCCGGAGACGCACGCGUGCGCCCCCAGCUCCUCUCCGAUGGGAGGAAACGACCUCCAUCGUCGACAAGUACUGGGGAGAGAUGACGUCGGAGGCGAUCCGCCAGCGCGUCCUCGAGUCGGCGCCGCGCAACCCGCUACAUACACACAGGAUAAUCAGGAAGCUCUACAUUGCCUUCUUCUUCCUUUACGGCUUCUUUGUCCUCGUCCCACUAUGGUUCCUGUGGUACUGGCCUCGAUUCACGCGUCCCAGACGAUCGUGGACCGCCCAGCGAUGCGUCCGCGUCCGCUGGAGCCGUAGAAUCUGCGCCGUUGUUGCCCGGUGCGAAAUCGACUGGCUUGGAAGGGACCUAAGCGUGCAGCUGGAUCCCUCGAGGCUUAUCCACUCGCACCCAGUUACGAUCGGCAUCCCGCCUGACUCGUGGCUCAUCGGCUAUGCCGCAAAGAUGAUGAACCAGCUUCAUGCGACGCGCGGCAAGUGGCACCCCGACAUGGUCCACAGGCGGUCCCCCGCGUGGAGUAGAUGGAACCCAGCGCCGUCACCGCAUGGCUUUGCACCUGUCUCGGCGUUCUGGUACUCUGGACCCAAGGCGAGCCGGAAGAGCAAGGUGGCUCCCCGCCAGAGAGGAGACCCAGUGCUUCUGGCUUUCCAUGGCGGCGGGUACGUCUGCGGCACGGCGGCCGAGACGGACGCCACGUCGCUCAUCUACCGGAACCUAGUGCAGUACACGCCCAUCAAGCAUGUCCUAAGCGUCGACUAUCGUCUGGCAAACAAGGCGCCUUGGCCGCUUCCUCUUCUCGACGCGAUCGCGGCCUACUAUCACCUCGUGGCCGUCGAGGGCAUCGACGAGCGCGAUAUCCUCUUUGGCGGCGAUAGCGCAGGUGGGCACCUUGCUCUCGCAACGAUGCGCUGGAUCCGCGAUUCAGGUCCUCAGCUGGGCUUACGUGGUCCGCGCGCAAUGCUUCUCUUCUCCCCAUGGAGCGAUACCGGGUUCACCCACGUCUGGGGCGACAAGCUCAUGAAGCACAACCUCGGCACGGACAUUAUCCACGACAGCUUUGGGCCAUUCGCAGCGGGCCUGCUCACGCGAGCGAUGCCACCUGGUUGCAUACACGAAGACGUGUAUUUGUCGCCAGCGUCGCGGCUUAUCGCCCCGGACGAGAACAUGUUUGCCGGUUUCCCGCCCAUGUUCAUCACCUACGGUGAGGUGGAGCGCAUUUCGCUCGAGAUCACCGACCUCUUCCGCCGCGUCCAGCUCGCCCGCAGAAGCCAACCAACAGUCGUUCCUGACGAGCUGUACCAGGCGCCCGACGGGGUACACGACUUUAUGAUAUUCCCUUGGUUUGCUGAGGAGACGGCCGCGGUCCUCGAACGCCUCGACGAGUGGCUGCGCGACCUCCUGAGCCGCGACGACACCGACGACGACGUGGUCGUUAGCACAUGCCUUGGCCCGCACGCUGACCUUCCCCCACUCGGUAUGAUCUCGCCCGCUACCGAACUGCCGCCACCGCUUGCGCCCCUCACUGGGAUCUCGGGUGGGCGCUCUGGAACGCAGUCAUCGCGUCCCUCACCUCAUCCCAGCCCGUUCUCGCCCUUCGCGGCCCUCUCGCCAAUGACAGCUCCCCAGUCGCCCUACUUCCAUGCCCUCUCGCCGGAGGAGAAGCAGCGACGCCAGGAACACCGCGCCGCGCUCAAAGCCGCCAAGAGCCCGAGAAUGGUGCCUGUGCGCGACACGCCGCGUUUCAUGUAUGCCGACAUGCGCCACGAGGGCCUUCACUACCUCGAUAUUCCUCACCUGGAUCUGGGUGGAGGUGGCGGAUCUGGUGUACCCAUCGGCUCUGCCGCCCUCGAGGAGGAUGAGCUUCGCCUCGAUGCCGAGGACAAGGACGUCCAGGCCAGCAGCGACACGUCUAGUAGCGAUGGCACGUCGCGUCCGUCGUCGAGUCGCGGCCAGUCGGCCUCGCCUCCCCGCUCCAAGAUGUAA
Messenger RNA from Cutaneotrichosporon cavernicola, 1989 nucleotides. RefSeq lists its product as uncharacterized. The coding region runs from base 1 to 1989 and encodes 662 amino acids. NCBI's taxonomy places the organism in Eukaryota, Fungi, Basidiomycota, Tremellomycetes, Trichosporonales, Trichosporonaceae. The record is from RefSeq and is a predicted model, not a curated record. The transcript has 3 exons. Gene Ontology annotation, molecular function: lipase activity.